Molecule: messenger RNA, 3122 nt
Organism: Colossoma macropomum (tambaqui)
Lineage: Eukaryota; Metazoa; Chordata; Actinopteri; Characiformes; Serrasalmidae
Exons: 28
Coding region: 337-2808 (823 amino acids)
Biological process (GO): lipoprotein metabolic process; lipid transport
Cellular component (GO): extracellular region; membrane
Molecular function (GO): lipid binding
Source: RefSeq, a predicted model, not a curated record
AAUGAAGACUUAUUCCAAACCCCAGACAUUUUCUCAGGCACUCCUACAUCGGCAUCAAACUUUCAAUCCCCUUUGUCCAGUCUAGACAACAGAGUAUUCCAGAGUACUCCAUUUUAUACAACCCCAACAUCCAUCAAGGCUGAUAUUAAUGCGUUUGACCCAUUAUCUAAUGAUUACGUUGCGAAUGAUGAUCCAUUCAAGCCCCAGGAAAGCCAGUUUGACAAGCUGUUUGCCACCCCUGUUGGCACUAGUGAUGGCAUUGAUGGCACUUUUACAGAGCUCAAAACUGGAACAUUCGAGGACACGUCCCCAGUUAUAUCACCAGUAAAUGGGCUGAUGUUCAAAAGACGUCCUCCCAAACCAACACCCCGCAGGGUUCAUAAGAAUUCUAAUCAGGAUGUGGACGAUCAUUCUUCUUCCAAGCCUGCUGUUGUCCCUCCCACAUCCACACUAGCUCAUUUUGAUACUCCUCAGAUUCCCCUAAUAUCCACCCAGGCUCCUCCCAUGUUCACUCCUGCUCCUCAUCCUCCUGUCUUACAGGCCAGAACCAGCAUUCAGAACAAAACACAGGCUGAAGAGGAAAAUGACAAUCAAGUCUACGAGGACAUUCUUCUCAUUGGUCAGGAGAGAUGUGUAGAGGACUGGCCAGAGGACAGCCCCCAGCUUUCUCCCGACUGGAAGCCGGCUGGAAGGUUAAGACUGAGGAGGGACUCUUUGAGGAUUGCUGCAGAAUCUGAGGCAGCCCUGACUUUAGAGACUCUUGGGAAGAAACACGGCAAAGGGAAACUGAGCAAGAAGUUGAGGUCCUCAUUCUUAUCUAGAAGAGGCUCGAAGGAUAAGUUUGGAGACGACCUGAAAGCGGCACAGACAGCAACGCUCGGCCGAGAGUCAAAGGAGAAAACCUCUGAUGGCAUGAAUGGUGGCUAUGGAGGGACCCUGCCUUGGGGAACAAAGUUCCCUGAUGGUGCGUCAGAUGAAGUUUUCUCAUCUGAUCAAGAUGAACACGGUGCAGCAGUGGCCAACAAACCUGUGAAGCAGAAGAAAAGAAUAAAAGUAGUCGUUCCUCAGUUACGUUACCGAACAUCAUCCAAGAUCAAGUCCACUAGUGACGUUCCUGAUAAUGGAUUAGGCCAUUCCACCAUCCUGCAAGCUUCCAAGGGCAUGUUUGAAGAUGACCUAAAAAAGAUGAAUGACCUCCCAUUUAUAGAGGAAUCAAUGGAAGACCAAUUUGUGAGAACCGAUGCUGAAAAGAGUCACUCCUCUGCAGACUUCUUGGAUUCAUUUAGGACUCUAAAUGAGGAGGAGGGGGCAACUGGGUACACCCCUUCAUGGGAGUCAAAGGCAGGUUACCAAGAUGAGCCUUUCUCUCCGAGUGGUGCCGAGCAGUUCACACCUUUAGACAACACUGGAAAACAACCAGAAAUGCAGGACUGUCGACCUAAGAAACCUGUUAAAUUAAGAAUUCCCCGGCUGCCUCGGAAAGAAUCGAAGAGCGCACCAGAUGACGUCCCACAGAAGGGUGCAGAUCUGUUUAAAGCCAGUGACGUUAACGGCUCUGAACUGAAUGGACAUGAGGAUUAUAAUGAGCUGAAAAAGCCACCUAUUCUGAGGGUUCCACCACUACCUCGCAGAGAUUCAAAGGGUCUACAGGAUUCAGAAACCCCAGAAAAAGGAGAAGAUCUGUUCAAAGCAGGAGACGAUGAAGAUGCUGAGAACUGGAUGGAGGAGUACAGUCCGGACGCCAAGCCUCAUAAUAAUUCACAUACGGCAAGCAGAGAAACAAAGGCUAAAGGUGAAGCAUACUUUCCUGAAGACUUUGAUCCCCCAGGUGCUACCUCCAGUGACUUCUACCUUUCAGAGGCAGCUAAGGCUGAAUGGAUGUCCUCACAGAUGGACGUGAGGCGCACAAGAGGACCAGAAGAAGAAGAGAGAUUGGAGGGUGUGGAGGAGGAGGAAGAAGAAGGGGACACUGACAGUCUGAUGGAGUGGUGGAACACAGUGGAAUUGUGGGAUGAGCUACCAUCAGAUGAGGAAAUCACCCUUAAAGAGGAUGAAACUAUAUCUUUCACUGAGAUUGCUGGGAAGGUCCACCGUGGGCUCCGUGUCUUCUAUAAAGUUUUCACAGAGCAAGCCGAAUUUCUCUACCAGCACGUGCUGUUCCUCUACGCCCUCGCUGAUGACCUCAGCAACUUCCACCGCCGUGCUAAGAUUGCUAACAUCACAGGUGGCACUACAACAGCUGUGGGUGGCGUGGCAGCCAUCGCCGGACUGGCUUUAGCCCCUGUUACAUUCGGGGCUUCGCUCAUUGUAUCAGUGGUUGGCCUAGGGGUGGCCACAGCGGGAGGAAUCACGGCAGCUUCGGCUGCCAUCUCAGACAACGUCCAUGACAUGAACGACCGUAAGAAGAUCGAGAUCAUCGUGCAGGACUAUGAGACUCGUUUGACAGAAAUGCAGCGCUGCCUUCGGUUCGUUGCGGAGGGGAUCCGUCGACUACGCUGCCACCCUCUGCUCCGGAGGAACAACUACUAUGCCGGCGACUGGGAGGUACGACGAGCGCUACAGACCAUUAGCCUGGUCAGCGAACCUGUGGAGCGAGCGGAGGAGAUAGUGGACACAGCCAUGGCAGCCUUGAACAGCGUGUGUAAAGGCAUGGAUAAGUACUUCACCAAGGACUCGAGGGAGCUGAAGAAGGGAUGCAAGAAGGAAGUGACGAUGCGAGUGCAGAUGCUGGCCAAGCAACUGCAUGAUGGCUUGGUGCAGCUGAACUCCAUUAGAGAGCAGUUACUGGAUGCAACUGGGCAUGUUUAGAAUUGUUGGGUCAGGCUUUGGUUGACAACCAUGUGGACGUUUCAGUGGUGAUGCCAGUGAUGUCCGAAAGGAGUAGAACUGGUCCAAAUACGGAUCAGCUGUUGCUUCGGAGUGUCUGGUUUUGCAUGCGACUAUCCAAGACAGGCCACAUCCCACAAAACAUCUUAAAAGGAUGACACUAAAACGAAUGCUCACUUGGUGUCAAGGUUCAGUCGGUAUAGAAAAAUAAUAUGAUUUUAAUAUACACCAGCGUCCAAAAGUCUGAAAUCACUUUUUAUAUUAAUGUUUGCUUUUUUUAAUAUAAAAUAGCAAAA